Molecule: messenger RNA, 1595 nt
Organism: Achroia grisella
Lineage: Eukaryota; Metazoa; Arthropoda; Insecta; Lepidoptera; Pyralidae
Gene: tfc
Exons: 8
Coding region: 260-1471 (403 amino acids)
Biological process (GO): biological process involved in interspecies interaction between organisms
Cellular component (GO): external side of plasma membrane
Molecular function (GO): carbohydrate binding
Source: RefSeq, a predicted model, not a curated record
UCUCUGUACAUACCUAUGCAUGUACCUACACCUGACUCGGAGUCUCUCAGUUUAGUUUUCAAAGGCCGCAACGCACGCGCUCCCCCGAACGCGGCCGACGACAUUGUCCGCGCGAAAAUGAAAUCGAGUUUCUAAAUUUGAACAUUCAAAUUGAUAUCGAAACUUUACAUUUUAAAUUCUGAUUUUUAAGCGGCUAAGGAAUUCGUUUGAGUGAGACGUUUCUAACUUUUGUUAAUAUAAAAAGUGAUCGUAAUUAAAAAUGAAGUUAAUAUUUGUUAACAACAUACCCGGCGUUGUGCUGAUGACCCUAGUAUUAUUAACUAGUGCUCAAAGAACAUCGCAUAAUCUCAGAGACAUCGACCUCCACGAACUGGCGAGGCAGAACAAGAUCACGAAGCAAAUUCUGGAGGCUUUCAUCCAAAAGAAACUGGGACUGUCAAAGGGCCACGUAAAGACGCCCUCAAUACAAGAGAUCCUGCCAAUAAUGAAACCAGAGGAAAGAAACCUCAGACAAUCGAACCAAAGUGAAAAUUAUCAAGAACCACAAGAAUACUCCGAAGAUGACAGCUUGCAAACUGUUGAAAGUGAACAGAUCAAUUCAAUAUACUCUGAAGCGGAGCGUUUAGACGUCGGCUAUGUCCACGACACGAUCACGGACAAACUACACCUGUAUUGCAAUAUUCUCAACUCAUUGAAAAACAUUACCUUCUGUCGCUUUCAAAAGACUGGCUCAUCGUCCGGUUAUAACAUUGAGGAUGGUUUCAGUGACGGCACUCACAGUUACUAUGGCGAUGGUUUCAACGCGAAACAUUGUGGUAUGACCAUAGAGAUUCCCAAUGCAGACGACUAUGGUAUCUGGCGUUGUUCAGUCGGAGUGAGUCAGUGGUAUGGAAACAAUAUCGUUCAGCUAAACCCGAUGCAGGCUCUGAUCAGUGUCUCCCAACAACACGACCGUAGGAGCAAAAAGUACACCAGUCAAUAUGAACAGGAGCUGGAUUCAAACAGCUAUCAAUGUACAAGUUGCAACGAUGACGAGCUGGGCGUGACGCGAUGGACAAUGCCGCUACUCAAGACGGGGGAGAAGCGAUACUAUCUAGGAAUUUUUUUUAAGGCUAACUGGUUCAAGGCACAACAGUACUGCAGAUUCCAUGGUAUGCACCUUGCAUCAAUAUCUUCACAGCAGGAGAACGACAAGCUAGAGCAAUAUGUUAAGGACUCUGGUUACGGGCGCGAGCAUUUCUGGACAUCAGGGACGGACUUGGCCGAAGAAGGAAACUUCUUUUGGAUGGCUAACGGCAGACCGCUCACGUUCGUGAACUGGAACGCAGGCGAGCCUAAUAACUUCAGGUACGAAAACGGCGAGGAAGAGAACUGCUUAGAACUGUGGAACAGAGACGACAAAGGCUUGAAAUGGAACGACUCGCCGUGCUCAUUCGAAACUUUCUUCAUCUGUGAAGUACGAUCAGAUUAAUGUUUGACAUAAAUUGUCGUUUAGGCUGUAUACAUCACGAUUUGGUAUGGGAUAAAGAGGCCAUGCAUAAAUUACUUUGCACCAAUUCCAGUAAUUUUCACACAUCUAUGUCACAGGGAUGUCA